UCUAAUCAGUAAAUAACUACUUUUAUAUUUCUGUAUUUCAUCUCGUAUAACAGAUCAUUUGUAGACCUACUCAGGCAGUGUCUACUUUGUCUUAAUCUACAGUAUGUGAUACUAAUUUGCAUAUGGGGAAAUGUAUAUUAUACAUGCAUGGUAGAACACAAAUGUUUUAGAUUUUCUAUUUUAAAAUGACGAUUAGUUCAAAUUUAGGUUUUAAAUUGGGUGAUAUUUGACAGUAUAAAUUUAAAACUAUGUUAGAACAUGUUCUUCAAUUUCUUGUCCCGGCACGUGCAAAUGAAGGGGUGCCAAAUAAGUUCUCCCCGCGGGGUGUGGCACAUUGGGUGGGGACAGCUCCGAGUACAAAAAAGCGUGUUCUGCCCUGAUCGAGAGCUCUCUGCACACACCUGGAUUCACAAUCAACUACGUAUUUGAUUUCAACAGGUAACAAGUUCCACAGAUUGUCUCUUUUCCAAGUCAAUAUGACAUCAACGUCGAUGAGCUCUCGCCUGAACAAGGCUGUCCGUGAGCAUUACAUGAGGCUUCCACAAGGAGACAAAUGUCAGGUGACUUACAUCUGGAUUGAUGGAACUGGAGAGCGGCUAUGCAACAAAACGCGGACCCUGGAUGCUGAACCCAAAAGUAUACAAGAUAUUCCUGAAUGGAGCUUUGACGUACCAACCAUAUAUCAGUACGAAGGUUCCUGCAUAGACAUGCACCUCAUCCCAGUGUGCAUGUUCAGAGAUCCAUUCACGCUUGACCCCAACAAAUUGGUCCUCUGCGAAGUUUAUAAGUACAACGGCCUUCCUGCAGAAACAAACCAUCGAGUAAGCUGCAAGAAAGUCAUGGACCAGAUUAAAGAGCACCACAUAUGGUUCGGUUUUGAGCAGGAAUAUACACUCUUUGGUACCAAUGGUCAUCCAUUUGGAUGGCCUCAAAAUGGAUUCCCUGCACCCCAAGGUCCCUACUACUGUGGAGUGGGCGCCGACAGAGCUUUUGGACGGGAUAUUGCAGAGUGUCACUACAAGGCAUGUCUCUAUGCAGGGAUCAAGAUCUUUGGAACAACUGCUGAGGGUUUGGCAUCUCAGUGGGAGUUCCAGAUAGGCCCCUGCGAAGGUAUUGAGUUGAGCGAUCAACUGUGGGUUGCACGUUUCUUGUUGCACCGUGUAUGUGAAGAUUUUGGGGUUGUUGCAACACUGGACCCCAAACCAGUAAAGGGAAACUGGAAUGGCUCUGGUGGCCAUACUAAUGUCAGCACCAAGAAGAUGAGGGAAGAAGGAGGAUUGCAAUACAUUGAGCAGGCCAUUGAGAGGCUGCGCAAAAGACACAUGGAGCAUAUUAAAGUGUACGACCCACGCGGUGGCCAGGACAACAUGAGACGUCUCAUAGGAACUCAUCAAACCGCCAGCAUGAAUGAAUUCUCUGCUGGAAUUGAAAACAAAAGUGCCAGCAUCCGCAUUCCUCGUCAGGUAGGUCAAGAGAAGAAAGGCUACUUUGAGGACCGCCGCCCUGCAGCCAACUGUGACCCGUACCUUGUGACCAAGGCCAUCGCAAGCACUUGCCUGCUUGACGAUGAUGAUGAUGUGAAGGACACUUAAAUAAGCCUACAAGAUUGAGUUUAUUGGGUCGGCUUGUAGCAUUGUUAAAAAUAUGCUAGUGUUUGAGCAUACCUGAAGAAAUAUACUGAUUAUGUAUUGUUACUUUAUGUAAGAAUCAUCAUUUAGUCUUUAAAUCUGGCAUUAACACUUUCACACCUCUCCAAUAACUUGAAUGCAAAUUAAAGCGUGUGGGGCCAGGUAGAAUGGACAAAACUGACAAUGUACUCUUUUCUCCCUUUGUUCAUCUGGAUUAACUUUAUAUCACUUUAUUGGCACCCCCCGCUGGCUUCACGGCCUUGCUAGACAAUUGGAAACUACUGAAGUCUAACAACAUAGAUGUUGCUACUCUAAAUAAAUUAUAUAUCGAAUAACUAUAACAAGUUUAUCGAACCAUCAGUGUCAUUCCAAAUCAUUAAGUCUCCUGACUCCGGAAGUCACUGAAUGGAACUCA
Messenger RNA from Syngnathus typhle (broad-nosed pipefish), 2043 nucleotides. RefSeq names its product glutamine synthetase-like. NCBI's taxonomy places the organism in Eukaryota, Metazoa, Chordata, Actinopteri, Syngnathiformes, Syngnathidae. Gene Ontology annotation, cellular component: cytoplasm. Gene Ontology annotation, molecular function: glutamine synthetase activity. The record is from RefSeq and is a predicted model, not a curated record. The transcript is spliced from 7 exons. Bases 477 to 1592 code for a protein of 371 amino acids.